CGAUGGUGGAGGCACUCAGGUAGCAAAUAUGGCGGCGUGCACGGGAGCUCGGUUCUUGCCAGGUUUCCUGAUCCACAGAAGUGCUCUACCACGAUCCUUUGUUCGCACAUGCUACUCAGCAACUCGAGGGAGUCUCUUGAUCAAUGAAGGGACGAAAGUGAUUUGUCAAGGCUUCACUGGCAAGCAGGGUACAUUCCACAGUUUGCAGGCAAUUGAGUAUGGAACACAUAUGGUUGGUGGAGUCUCUCCUGGUAAAGGAGGCAAGCAACACCUGGGUCUACCAGUAUUCAACUCUGUUCGUGAGGCAAAGGAAGCCCUACAUCCAACUGCCUCUGUGAUAUAUGUACCCCCUCCUGCUGCUGCUGCUGCCAUCAUUGAGGCUAUUGAUGUAGAAAUUCCUUUGAUUGUCUGUAUCACUGAGGGAAUCCCACAGCAGUGCAAGAUUGGGAUAAUGCCAGGACAUAUCCAUAAAGAAGGAUGCAUAGGUAUUGUAUCCAGAUCUGGUACCCUUACAUAUGAAGCUGUUCAUCAGACUACACUGGUAGGAUUGGGGCAGACAUUGUGCGUUGGGAUUGGAGGUGAUCCCUUCCAUGGCACAAAUUUCAUUGAUUGUUUAGAAGUAUUCCUGAAAGAUCCUCUGACAAAAGGCAUUGUCCUCAUUGGAGAAAUUGGUGGUGGAGCCGAAGAACGUGCAGCAGAAUACUUGGCUAAACAUAAUGCUGGGUCACAUGCCAAGCCAGUUGUUGCAUUCAUUGCUGGCCUAACUGCCCCUCCUGGCAGGAGGAUGGGCCAUGCAGGUGCUAUCAUCUCUGCUGGAAAAGGAAGUGCUCAAGACAAGAUCGACUCACUCGAACAGGUCGGUGUGAUCGUGACGAGGAGUCCAGCACAGAUGGGUUCCACGAUUCUUGCAGAGAUGAAAAAGAAAGGAUUGGCGUAGUAUUUGUUUCUUAAAAGAGGUAAAUUUUCCCCAUCAGUCAUCGGCGCGACUGCUGUGUUUCCGAUAAGCUCCAAGGUGCGACGUGUGCCGUGAUGCUUCUUGUGCUAUUCGACGUGGGAACUUCCAUCGAGGCAUCAAGGUUUCUCUUGAGAACCCCAUGACCCUUGGAUAUCGUCCAGUUAUGUGCCUGUGUUGCCCCUUCUGCAUGUUACUUGCCUCAUAAUGAAGAAAAUUCCCCAUGGAAAGUAUUUCCUUCUUGGCCGUUCGCCAUAGCUAGAAUACCCUUUCGUCGGAGCAAAAAAAAAGUUGAGUGACAGCGAAACGCAUUCCCGUCGAUCGGAGCCCGCAUAUUCCCCAAAAUUUUCUCCCAUUUUCUCCAAAACUUCUCUGCCGAAGAGGCGAACGAAUAGCGCUCACUUGGUCUGUCAAGUAAUAAAAAAAUGUAUAUGGU
This is a messenger RNA of Darwinula stevensoni, 1388 nucleotides long. The record is from the annotation of a GenBank genome assembly. NCBI's taxonomy places the organism in Eukaryota, Metazoa, Arthropoda, Ostracoda, Podocopida, Darwinulidae.